Molecule: messenger RNA, 4980 nt
Organism: Salpingoeca rosetta
Lineage: Eukaryota; Choanoflagellata; Craspedida; Salpingoecidae
Exons: 23
Coding region: 429-4559 (1376 amino acids)
Biological process (GO): negative regulation of cell migration; signal transduction
Cellular component (GO): cytoplasm
Molecular function (GO): protein binding
Source: RefSeq, a predicted model, not a curated record
CCCAACACAAACAAGCAAAGCAAAGGAAGCAAGCAAGCAAGCAAGCAAGCAAGGAGGCGUUUGUUUUGUUUCGCAGCUGGUGUGCGUUGGCUGCGAGAGUGAGUGUGCAUUGUGAUUGGUGGGUUGGAUUGUGUGUGUGUUGUCGGAGGCACCACCAACACCGAAGCAGCAAAGACAGCGACAGCAAAGCAAAGCAAGCAAGCAGUUCGACUGUCGCAGGCCUGGACUGCGCGCGCGUGUGUGCGUGUGUUUGUGCGUGAGACUGAGGCAUCCGCAACUUCAGCCCCCAACGACAGCGAACAACAACACCCCUCGCUUGACGUGAGGUGGCACAUAAGGGUGGAUUGUGCGUGAGUGUGUGCGUAAGUGUGAGUGUGAGAGGGAGAGAACUUGACAGACUUGACACGAAAACAAGAGCGCCGCCAGCGAUGGAUCCCGUCAACUCCUUUGCGGUAGAGGCUGACGACGAAAUCAAAAAUGUGCGCCUUCAGCUCAAGGCCCUAAGUGGCCGAACAUCCAAGAAGGUGGAGUUGCUUCGCGACAUGAACGAGUUCUUCACCCGCCAGGCCGACAUUGAACUCCAGUAUGCGCGGCAGCUGGAUGGCCUGUAUGCCAAGUUUGUCAAGCCGCGCAGUGAGCGGGGAGCCGUGGCCAACGUCGCCAAGGCCCUCAGGCGGCCCACGCAAGAAGGCGAAGAGAACGAGGCGGUUGCGUCCCGCCUGGAUGGCGAGACGCACGGGCAGGUCAUGGACGUGUGGUAUGUGCUGUUGGAGCAGAUGCGCAAACGCGCAGACGCCCGGCAGCGGUUUGCCACAAACCUCGCAGACGAAAUGAAGUCGCGGUUGGACUGCCUAGAGCGCGAGAGUGUGGCUGCAUCGAAGCGCUGCCUUGAACUUGGCGGUCAUAUCCAGCUUGAGCUUCAGCGGUCGUUCAAGCAAGUUGACGACACCCUCAAAGUCUACUACUCUUCGCAAACCAAGUGCGCAAAGGCAGAGGAGAGCUGGGACAAGGCGAAGGAGAAGGGUCAAAUCAAGAAGGGCGAGAAAAUGAAAGAGAAGGUGGUUCUCGCUGAGAAGAAGGCCGUUGCUGCGCGCAAUGAAUACGUCCUCUCCCUCUUCUCCGCCAACGCGUGCAAGCGGCGCUACUACAAGCGUGAGAUCAGCCACUUGGUGGACGCGAUGGACAAGUACUUCCACUCCAACUUCCGCCACAUCUUCAAGAUCUUCCGUGAUCUCUCCAUGCAGGCGGAGGCGAUUGUGACCAAGUCGAUUGAGACGGUGCACGACACGGCGAGCAGCGUCAGCGCCAAGGCGGAGAAGGAGAAGUUCUUCAAGGACAACCGCGUGUACUUUAUGGACCGCCGCAUGUUCGAGUUUGUCAAGUUCAGGCCAGACGAGCCGAUGGAUGUUCAAUGCACACCAGACACGCUGGGAGACCUCAUUGGCCGCUAUCAGGACCUCGAAGCGAUGGUUGCCAAACUCGAUCAUCAGAUUACGGAGGAGAAGAAGACGCUCAAGACCAUUGGUGUUCUUCGUCGCGAAAUCGGACAUUCGCUCCAGGCGAAUGAUGAAGGGGUGCCCAAGUGCGUGGAGAACACAAGCAUGUACACAGAAAGCUACGCCCGGCUUGUGUUGAAGAAGGUGCACAAAGCAUCCCUUGUCAGCCAGCUCAAGGUCCUUGGCGAGGCACUGGGACCAAACAAACCCAUGAGCUCGCACACAUACGAAGACCAACUCUCUGAAUCCGAGACGGAGGAGGAAGAGGACUUUGAUUACCUUCAGUCCUCGCACAAGAGUGGCAGCUUGCGCCGCGCCUCGCUGGCGCACCGCACGUCCACAUCGUCGCUUCCGCCGGAGACAACCAACGGCAGCGCACAGGGCACGUCAACGCACACACCAGAUGCUCAGUCCAUUCGCAGCCGCAGCGGGUCUGCUGCGUCCACGCUGUCUGCGCUGCAGAACGAGGAAGUGGCACGCAGCCGGCUCAACACCGCCACCACACACGUGCCCGCCAGCGAAGAUGGCGGUGGGGACGACAGCAGCGGCGGUAUUAGUGCGGGGUCAUCGCAUAUGAGUGUGCGGCGCCCGGCACCAGCACCACCGGGACCGCCGGCUGGACGCUCCUCUCCUCGUCUCGGCCGCAGCGCUCGCAGGGGCAAGCGCCCGGAGCGCCCGCCUGAUCCGCGCCGCGGUGCGUCUGUGAGCGCCGGUACCGGGCGACCAAAACCGCCGGCAAAGCCGCCAUUGCCUGCAGGCAAAGUCACACCCAAGGCCACGCCCAAGCGGCCGCCACGCCCCACGCCUGCCAAGCGCCCCGAGCCAGCGGGGGCGGGCGAACGCCUCUCGCCUGCAGCGCUGAACGCCUCCAAGUUUGGCAGCGUGCUUGAUGUGAUGGCGAGCGCCACGAACAGGGAGGUGCCACUGCUGGUUGAGAGUUGCAUCAAGGCCAUCCGCGAUAUCGGCAUGAAGGAGGAAGGCAUCUUCAGGGUGCCCGGCUCAUCCUUGCAGAUUGACGAGCUGAAGGAGGCGUUUGAGCGCGGCCAGGAUCCGUUGGCAGACGGCGUUCCAUCACACAUCCACCCAGCUGCCAUUGCAGGCCUGUUGAAGUUGUUCCUGCGUGAGCUGGCGGAUCCCGUCAUGACCAACGAUAACUACUCCCUCCUCAUCCAGAUUGGCAACCUGCCUGACCAGCAGAAGCGGCUGCAGGGCAUCCGGCGAAUUGUGCACGAGCGGCUGCCGCCCGCAAACAGGCGCGUGUUGGAGGUGCUCAUGCCGUUCCUGUAUGAGGUGGCGCAACACGAGGCCGACAACAAGAUGGGCACGUCGAACCUGGCCCUCGUGUUUGGGCCAACGCUCAUGCCAGCGCCCAAGCAUGACAUGGGCGCAAUGCUGCGUGAUGCAACCACUGUCAACACCAUCAUGAGCUGCCUCAUUGAGUACCACGAGUGGAUCUUUGCGUCGGCAGCAGCACAACACGACGGCAGUGCUUCCACCACAGAUGCAACCGCACCCGAAGCAGAAGCAUCACCGAAAGACAGUGCCGCCUCCGCCACCACACCAGCCACAGCAGCCACAUCAUCAACAGCAGCAUCAGGGGCAACAGCCACGGGUGAUUCGAAGCCUGUUGCAGCCAAGCGCAAGCCGACACCGCGCGUCGUGACAUAUGCGCUGGCGCUGCACGACUACCAGGGGCGAAACCCGUCCGAGCUGUCGUUUGCAAAGGGCGCGCGCAUCCCCGUGCACGAGAAGACAGACCCCAAUUGGUGGAAGGGCGAGCUUGACGGAAAGAAAGGGUAUGUCGCUGCGGCGUACGUGAAGGAUGCCGGCCUUGAAGUAGACGCGAAACCAGCGACAACAGCAGCAACAGCAGCAACAGCAGGCGGGAAUGACGGCACGACUUCUGCUGCAGCAAACCAGACGCCCCAAGCAGCGCCGCGGUCACAGAAGAAGGUUCCGCCUGCCGUUCGUCCCCGCACCAAGUCCACAGCAAGCAUGCGGGGCAAGCUUGAGGAGCACGGCAGCGGUGUGCAGCAGGCCGGACCCGUGGCUGCCGCAGCAAAGACAUCGUCAUUGUCGUCGUCGUCGUCGUCACCACCACCAGCAGCACCUGCACCGGCACCUCCACGAGCACCAUCGGAUGAGCUGGAGAAGGAAGCUGAGGAGACGGACGACGAGGACUCGCCAACAACACACACAGGGACGCUCGACCUCGAUGCGCGGGCACAGUCGGCGUUUGUGCUACCAACGAGACCCCACCCAGCUGCUGCUGUUGGCAGUGGUGGACACGGUGACGCCGGUGACGAGACAGACGGAGAAAGUGUCGGGUACCUUGACAUUGGCGAGAUUCAGUCUCGUCGAGCAACGCUGGCCUCUGAGCGGUCGCCCGGUGUACCGCCGCCACCGCCGCCAGCAGACUACAGCGACAACGACGACGACGAUGCUGAUGCUGCUGAUGGUGCUGAUGGUGCUGAUGUGCAGGUUCGAUCGCGCGCAGGUACGGGUGUGCGCCAGUCCCCACGUCACAUCUCGCUCGACAUGACUGUGGAUGCGGCGACAACAGACGGCGACACAGAACCGCCACCGCCACCGCCCAUCCCUGCACCAGACUACGAUGAGGACCCGUUUGGAAGCAGCGACGCCGUCAGCUCGCCAAAGCCGCGGCUGAGCGAUUCGCUGGACACGCCCGCAGAGACACCGGCGCCCCCGAACGGCGCUGGCUCGCGGCUGUUUGAGACGCGGACGGCAUCCAAGGACUCGAUUGGCAGUGGGGGCGGGGCGAGCCGCCUGUCGCGCGCAAUGUCGUUUGGGCCCAUGUUUGCACCGCCGCCGCCACCAGACGAGGAUGAGGAGGACGAUGAUGAUGAUGAUGGUGAUGGUGAUGCGUUUGAUGGUGGCGAUGGCAGCGUGACACAGAUCACCCUUCCGCCGCCGCCGCCACCGACAGAUGCGGAUGCGGGCGGUUUUAGCGACGACGAAGUUGAUGAUCUUCCUCCGCCCCCACCACCAACAGGGGACGAUGAGUUUUUGGAUUUGCCGCCGCCACCAACACCGGAUGCAUAGUGGAACACAGGGAAGGAACAGGAUCUUAGCACGCGUUGUGUCGUGUGUGUGUGCGCGCGUUUGCUUUUGUGCGUCAACGUAGUUGUCCAGGUUGCCUUGCUUGUCUCUUCACGCUUCACGUUUGUAUUCAAACCAACGUCCCAAUCCCCUUUUGAUGUUGACAAAUGAGUGUGUGCUUGAUUGGCGUGCUUGUUGUCUUCGCUUGCAAUGUCGUGUGUUCGCUGCUGAACCAAGAACGUGAGGGUGGACAUGUCGUGUGGUUAUGCGCUUUGAUCUCGUGCUUGUCGUGUGGAUUUUGUCGAAUCACAAAAAGACAUACAGGAUGUGACCCACAAACGGUGGAUGCUGUGGCUGUGGUGGUGGUGGGGAUAGCAGGGAGGGAGGAGUUGGUCUUGCACUGAUGUGGACUAUGUUGUGGCGG